AUGUCGUACACUCUCCACGGAUCCAUCCUCUCCACCUGCACCGCGCGUGUCGUCGCCUCUGGCGCGACCAUCGGCGCGGACAUCAAGCUCGAGAACCACGACUUCCACGCGAUCCACGAGGCGGCGUGGGCGAAGAACCAGCCCUUCAACCAGAUGCCCUACCUCGUCGACAACACGACUAGCUUCGAGAUUUUCGAGUCCCGCGCCAUCUGCAAGUACAUCGCCAACAAGGCCGGGUCCGACCUUCUCCCGAAGCAAAGCGACGCCGAGGCUUACGGGCGCUUCGAGCAAGGCUGUUCGAUCGAGCAGUCCAACUUUGACCCCGCCGCUUCGGGUCUCGCGUUCCAGCUCGUCUUUGCCAAGAUGUUCGGCCUCGAGACCGACGUAAAGCUCGUCGAGAAGCUCAAGGGUGACCUCACCAAGAAGCUGCAGGGUUACGAGCGCCUUCUCUCGAAGCAGAAGUUCGUCGGCGGCGACAAGCUCACCCUCGCCGACAUCUUCCACCUACCGUACGGCUCCAUUGUCGCCCAGCUCGGCGUCGUCCCGAGCCUCACUGACGGCUCGCUCCCUCACGUUAAGGCGUGGUGGGACACCAUCAGCUCGCUCCCCGCUUGGAAGGAGUACGAGCAGCAAAAGGCCGCUGCCAUGGCCGCCAUGGGCGCGGCCAAGUAA
Molecule: messenger RNA, 672 nt
Organism: Cutaneotrichosporon cavernicola
Lineage: Eukaryota; Fungi; Basidiomycota; Tremellomycetes; Trichosporonales; Trichosporonaceae
Exons: 3
Coding region: 1-672 (223 amino acids)
Biological process (GO): glutathione metabolic process
Cellular component (GO): cytoplasm
Molecular function (GO): glutathione transferase activity; glutathione binding
Source: RefSeq, a predicted model, not a curated record